UUAAAAAAAGAAGUGCUAAACCUCUUCAUUUGUUUAUAUUAAAAAAAUAACAAAAAGCUGCCAAGAAGAAAAUUUAAGCUUAAAAAUAAUUAACAAAAUUACAAAAAAAAAAAAAAUAAUAAUAAAAUAACCGCUUAACUGUGCUAGCUCUAGUGUCAUUACUAGUUUUACAACAAAAACCAUAAUAAAUAUAAUUGAAAUUCAAAAAAAAAAAAAAAAAAAAUUAUUCAAAAAAUUACAACCAAAAGUUAUUUACUAUUUUAUAGUUGUUUUGACAUAAAUUACAACUAGUUUUUAUAGGUUUUUUUUCCAGCUUUAAGUUAGUUGUUUUAUUUAAUUUUUUUUAUUUUUCGUUUGUUGUCUUUUUGGCAUCUGAACUUCUUCUUUGUUUGCUGUAAUAAAAUAGCUACAACAACAGCAAAUAACUAAAAAUCUACAACAACAUCAACUAAAUAUCAACUUCCAUUUCUUUGUUUGUCACUGAAAAUUAAGUGGUGGUAUAAGUACAAAUUGUAUCUCACCGUCAGAAGACGGUAUGUAGGAAAAAUAAAAAAAACAACAUCAAUCAACAUGCGACUGGAUACAAAUUCAAAUGAAGAUUUCAAAGCGUUAGGUUCAACGUUUUGUAAAAUUAAACCUGAAAAUUUAUCCACCUGGGGUGGUUCUGCCAAACAAGAUACAAGACUGCCAAUAACUGAUUAUUCAACUUUAGGAGGUCCCCGUCAUAAUUGCAGUCCCUUUCCCAUAUCCCGUGAUGUCAAUAAUCGUUUUAUAUUAUGGGAUGGUGACAUAACCACAUUGGAAGUAGAUGCCAUCACCAAUACAACCGAUGAGACUUUAACUGAAAGCAAUAUUAUAUCGGAACGUAUUUUAAAUGUAGCUGGUAAUCAAUUAAAAGAUGAUUUAACACAUAAUAUUAGAGAAUGCCGCACUGGUGAAGUACGCGUUACCAAGGGCUACAAUUUACCCGCUAGUUAUAUUUUACAUACAGUGGGUCCAUCUUAUAAAGAAAAAUUCAAAACUGCAGCCGAAAAUACUUUACAUUGUUGUUAUAGAAACGUUUUAUGUAAAGCCAAAGAACUGAAUUUAAAAACUAUAGCUGUUUGCAAUAUUAGUACCAAUCAAAAAACAUUUCCAGCUGAUCUAGCCGCUCAUAUUGCAUUAAGAACUAUACGCCGUUAUUUGGAUAAAUUUACAUCGCAAAUCGUGAUAUUUUGUGUUAGUCCCCAUGAGCGGGGUAUUUAUGAGGUAUUGGCACCUCUUUAUUUUCCACGUGAUAAUCUAGAAGAACGUAGUGCUUUAUGGCAAUUGCCUAAAGAUAUUGGCGGUGAAUAUGGUGAACCACAACAUCCCGAUCGUCAAAUACGUAUUAUACGCAAUCCACAGCAUAGCGUUUUAAUGCGUCAUCAUGCUGACGACGACUCUGAUAACUGUCCGCACGAUUUCGAAGGUGGUGGUUCAGAUCUUGAAUACGGUAUAUCUGAUUUAAACGGUUUGAAUCUUAACUCAUACAGUGGUGGCAUGCAAUCGCAAAUUCAGGCCGAUUUGGAUCGUCAGCAUUUAUUGGGCACCCGACCCAGUAAUGGUGUUUAUGAAAGUGUUGUAGCCGAUGGCAUUGAAGGCAUAGAACAUCAGGAAAGUAGCAAAUAG
Messenger RNA from Lucilia cuprina (Australian sheep blowfly), 1650 nucleotides. RefSeq names its product protein GDAP2 homolog. Bases 571 to 1650 code for a protein of 359 amino acids. The record is from RefSeq and is a predicted model, not a curated record. The transcript is spliced from 12 exons. Lineage: Eukaryota; Metazoa; Arthropoda; Insecta; Diptera; Calliphoridae.